Molecule: messenger RNA, 1349 nt
Organism: Spea bombifrons (plains spadefoot toad)
Lineage: Eukaryota; Metazoa; Chordata; Amphibia; Anura; Pelobatidae
Gene: TDP2
Product: tyrosyl-DNA phosphodiesterase 2
Exons: 7
Coding region: 20-1126 (368 amino acids)
Biological process (GO): double-strand break repair
Cellular component (GO): cytoplasm; PML body
Molecular function (GO): 5'-tyrosyl-DNA phosphodiesterase activity; single-stranded DNA binding; protein binding
Source: RefSeq, a predicted model, not a curated record
UAUUGAGUCUAGUCUAGGGAUGGACGGAGAAGAUGCGCAGCAAGCCGGGGACAGAGAUGGGGACCGUCUGACUAGCGAGAGGAACCAAAAAUGCCUGGAGUUCGCCAAUAUCGCGGGCUGUGACCGGGCUGUGGCUCAGUGCUUCCUGGCAGAGAAUGACUGGGAGAUGGAAAGGGCAAUAAAUUCAUACUUUGACCCUGCGGUGGAGCCGGUUUCACGAGACGAAGGCACAGCUGAAGGGACAGAUCCUUCUUUAAAACAGACAAUGCCUGCAACAUCUGAGUCGUGCAUUGACUUGACUGGUGAGGAGUCGGUUGUCGGCUGCGCAAAGCCCUGCGAGGGAUCUGUGGCUCAGAGCUCAGAGGACGAUAGUCACUUUUCCUUUUUGACUUGGAACAUAGAUGGCCUUGAUGAGUCAAACCUUCAGGAAAGGGCACGUGGCGUGUGCUCUUAUUUGGCCCUGUACAGUCCAGACAUCGUCUUUUUGCAAGAAGUUAUUCCACCUUACUACGAAUACCUGAAAAAGCGAGCGGUCAGCUACCAAAUCAUCCCAGGCAGCGAAGAUGGUUAUUUUACAGCUAUAAUGCUUAAAAAAUCCAGAGUGAAGCUAAUCAGCCAAGAAAUAGUUUCCUUCCCAAACACAUGCAUGAUGAGGAACUUGCUAAUAGCAAAUGUUAACCUUUGUGGCAGUCAUAUCUGCCUCAUGACGUCUCAUCUGGAGAGCACCAAAGACCACACGAAGGAACGCCUCGAUCAGCUGCGCGUUGUUUUAAAGAAGAUACUGGAUGCUCCUCCAUCAGCUACAGUAAUUUUUGGUGGGGAUACAAACUUGAGAGACUCUGAGGUUGCAAAGAUUGGAGGCCUGCCAAGUAACAUUGUGGAUGUUUGGGAAUUUUUGGGUAAACCUGAGCACUGUCGGUAUACUUGGGACACUAAAGUGAACAAUAAUUUGCGUGCCCGGUACACAUGUAGACUUCGUUUUGACCGGAUACUAUAUAGGACAGCUAAUGAUGGUAGUCAGGUGAUCCCUCAAUCCCUCGACCUUGUUGGCCUUGAAAAACUAGACUGUGGCAGGUAUCCGAGUGAUCACUGGGGCCUGUUGUGCGACUUCCAAGUGAUAUUAUAAAAUUAAAAUUCAGUUGUGUAUAAUUUUAAAUAUUUAACUGAUUGUUUUAUUAAAGAAUUUUUACCUACAGAGCUUGUUUUCUCUCUCCCUCUCUCCCCUUGUUGAUGAUGAUUUUAUCUGUAAGCUUCCUAAUUAUUGUGAAUAGUUACUUGAUUUAUAUGGAAAUAUAGCUAUGUAUAGAAAUAUUAAAAUUUGUAUUAAGCAAUGUUUGCCUAUAGCCUAC